Messenger RNA from Frankliniella occidentalis (western flower thrips), 1564 nucleotides. RefSeq names its product nuclear speckle splicing regulatory protein 1. The coding region runs from base 117 to 1400 and encodes 427 amino acids. Gene Ontology annotation, biological process: regulation of alternative mRNA splicing, via spliceosome. Lineage: Eukaryota; Metazoa; Arthropoda; Insecta; Thysanoptera; Thripidae. The transcript has 5 exons. The record is from RefSeq and is a predicted model, not a curated record.
CUUGAAAGAGCCUGAACCAAACACAAUUUUUCAUAGCAGUAAACGAGCAGAAGUAGACGACUGGAAAAGCUCACCGGUCGGUGACUUUUUUUAACAGAUUGGCUUGAUUUGUUGACAUGGCGAGUGGAAAAAACAACAAACAGUAUGGGCUGAUUUUGCCCACCAAAGGCUAUACAGUUCGAGCCCCUACCAGAAAAAAUGUCUUUGGAGAUGACAGCGAUUCUGACUCAGAUGGGGGUGGAGGUGGUGAUUGGGUUAAAAAGUCAAUGAAGCUUGAGGCCCAAAAGAGUACCCUUAAACGAACAACCAAGAACCAGAUGAAAAAAGCCCUUGCCGAAGACCCUACAGUAUUCCAGUAUGAUGAAGUUUACGAUGAUUUAGAACAGAAGAAAGAGGAGGCCACAGCUGCCAAGAAGGGCGUUGAAAAGAAGCCUCGCUACAUACAAGCUCUUCUUCAAACUGCUGAAAAACGGAAGAAAGAAAAUGAGCGACGUAUUGAACGCCAGGUGCAAAAAGAACGUGAAGAGGAAGGAAACCAAUUUGCUGAUAAAGAGAGCUUUGUUACUUCUUCGUAUCGUGAUAAACUGGAAGAAUUUAAGAAACAGGAAGAGGAAGAACAAAGAAUGGAAAGACUUGAAGCUAUUGGAGAUGUUACCAAACAGAAAGAUCUCACUGGAUUCUAUAGGCAUCUUUUAAGACAGACUAUGGGGGAAAGUUUGCCUGGAUCAAGUGAAGCCAACAAUCCAGAAAACACCAGUACAAGUGAUGUUAAGGAAACUCAAGAGGACUCUGCCCCAAGUCUUAAGGAUGGAAAAGCGACUGUGAAAAAGGAUGAACGUAAGAAAGACCGUCAUUACCGUAAACGCCGGUCCAGCUCUUCUGACAGUAGUUCUGACAAUGAUGAUAAGCCUAAAAAUCAAAAAGAGAAAAAUGUUGAUGCUGAUUCUGAUUUUACUGGUUCUGCAAGCAGUAGUUCUGAAAGUGAGAGUGGUGCUACUGGAAGUGGCUCUGAGGAAGGGGAAAUUGUAAAGAAGAAGAAGAGUGACCCUCCUAAGUCUGGAAAGCCAGAAAAGGUUGAAAAGAAGAAGCGGAAGAUUGAUAAGGUAGAUGAAAAGAAGAAAACAUUUAUUGAAACCCCAUCUACAAUUAAAGAAGAACCCCUCUCUCCGAAAGAGGCAGAAGAAGGCAAAGAGAUUAAUGGUGGUGAAAAGAAUAAUGAGGAAAUGGUGGAUAAUGUUAAACAAGAGUCUGAUUCUGAUAGUGUUAGUGAUAAGGUUGAAAAAGAAGUGAAACCCAAGAUUGAUAUUUGGGCAAAGAGGACUGUUGGAGAGGCAUUUGAUGAUGCCGUCCAAAGGUACUAUGAAAGAAAAGCAGCAAGAACAGCAUCAGGUAGAGCUUAACAUCAACAGAUUGUGACUAAAUUAAUUUGUGAAUUUUAAAUUUAAGGAAAUUUACCUAUUAUUAAUUCUUAAGUUAGUACAGGGUUCAGGUAAUUCUUAUUGUUACAAAACUAUGUGUGUAUAAUUAUCUUCAUCAUCAUUGAUAAGUAAAUCCUCUAAAUGUC